CAGGGCCUGAGUGGGGUAUCUGAGGUGUUGGGGUAUCGGGGGUCCCUGGGUAUUGGGAUGGGGGAUCAAAGUGGAGGGCGGGCCCUGAAUGGAAGAUGUCAGGCAGAGGAGCUGGGUCCCUCAAUGUGUAUCUGGGGGACGGGAGGGUGAGGGCCCAGGGCUGAGGUCUCAGGCUGGCCCUGAGGCACUGGCCUUGUCCCAGGGGCUGCUGCUGUGGAUGCUGCUGAGUGUUGGCGGGGUCUGGGCAUCCAGGGGGCCACUGCGGCCACUGUGCCGGCCCAUCAACGCCACUCUGGCUGCUGAGAAGGAGGCCUGCCCCAUCUGCAUCACCUUCACCACCAGCAUCUGUGCCGGCUACUGCCCCAGCAUGGUGCGGGUGAUGCCAGCUGCCCUGCCGCCCAUUCCCCAGCCAGUGUGCACCUACCGUGAGCUGCGCUUUGCUUCCAUCCGGCUCCCCGGCUGCCCGCCUGGCGUGGACCCCAUGGUCUCCUUCCCCGUGGCCCUCAGUUGUCACUGCGGGCCCUGCCGCCUCAAGACCACUGACUGCGGGGGUCCCAGAGACCACCCCUUGGCCUGUGCCCCCCAGGCCUCCUCUUCCUCUAAGGAUCCCCCAUCCCAACCUCUCACAUCCACAUCCACCCCAACUCCUGGGGCCAGCAACCGUUCCUCUCAUCCCCUUCCAAUAAAGACUUCUUGAACCACA
Molecule: messenger RNA, 703 nt
Organism: Equus quagga
Lineage: Eukaryota; Metazoa; Chordata; Mammalia; Perissodactyla; Equidae
Gene: LHB
Product: luteinizing hormone subunit beta
Exons: 2
Coding region: 89-697 (202 amino acids)
Biological process (GO): G protein-coupled receptor signaling pathway
Cellular component (GO): extracellular region; cytoplasm
Molecular function (GO): hormone activity
Source: RefSeq, a predicted model, not a curated record